AUGCGCUCGCACACCUCAAUAAGGCGGUCUCCCCUGCUGUGUGCACUCCUCCUGGGCGCCGCGCACCUCACGACCGCCACGCCGUACCCACGCGACAUCCUGCACGAUGCGGGCUACUCAUACCUGAUGAACUACGACUGCGAGUCCUAUUGUGGCUCCAACAAUGAGCUUUGCUGCCAAAAGGGCGCAGUGUGUGAGACCCCCGAGGGCGCCGUCCCAACCUGCGUCGGAAACCACAAGAAGCGAGGCGAAGAAUGGGGCGCCAUCACGACGACCUGGACGGAGACGAGGACCUUCACCAGCACCAUCAUGACCCACUGGAUUCCUGCGCCAGAGCCGACAGAGGGCGUGGACUGCAUACCCAAGGCCGCGGAGCAGGAGGCCUGUGGCGAGAUCUGCUGCGCUGGGUGGCAGACGUGUGCGUACGAUGGUCAAUGCUCGGCGAAACCUGGCUACCAAGAACCCACGGCCAUCAUCGUCACCACGGAUGGCAAGACCACGACGCAGUACUCGGCGCCAUACCGCAUCACCGGCACCACGACCAUUGUCAACAGUGGAGGCUACGCGACGGCCACGGUCACCGAGACCGCGUCCGAGACGGAAACCGGCGACGGCGAGCCUACCGAGACUAGUGACAGUGGUAACAUCGGCGCCGGCAGUGACAGUGGUGACGGCGGUCUCAGCGCAGGUGCCAUUGCCGGCAUUGUCAUCGGCUCCAUCGCCGGAGCCAUGCUUCUCCUCCUCCUCGCCUUCUGCUGCAUCGCCCGCGGUCUUUGGAAGGCAUGCUUCGGACGAAAGCACAAGGAGACCGUCGACGUCUACGAUGAGCGCUACUCGCGUCACGGGAGCCGCCCCCCUCCACCCCACGCCGGACGCAACUCGCACGGCGGGUGGUUUGGACGAUUUGGCGGCGGUGGCGGUGAUGCCGGCGAGAAGAAGUCGGGCGGUGGAAAGUGGCUUGGGCUCGCUGGACUCGCGGCUGGUCUGCUCGCGCUUCUCAACAUGAAGAAGGACAAGAAGCCUGUGCGCCGGCCUACUUCGCGGUACAGCGGCUCCUACUACUCGUACUCAGACACUAGUCGUGGCGCUGGUAAGUGA
Molecule: messenger RNA, 1098 nt
Organism: Emericellopsis cladophorae
Lineage: Eukaryota; Fungi; Ascomycota; Sordariomycetes; Hypocreales; Bionectriaceae
Exons: 1
Coding region: 1-1098 (365 amino acids)
Source: RefSeq, a predicted model, not a curated record